Messenger RNA from Ambispora gerdemannii, 558 nucleotides. The record is from the annotation of a GenBank genome assembly. Lineage: Eukaryota; Fungi; Glomeromycota; Glomeromycetes; Archaeosporales; Ambisporaceae.
AUGACUAUGUCAAAGCGUAAAGUGCAAUUAAAAGGUGCACUUGGAUCAUUGGCCAAAAAGCGAGAGAUAGAUCUGCGCACAAAACUUAUUAAUGAAAUAACCAACCAUUUAAACAAAAUUUCUAUUAAAGAACUUCAAAUUAUACACAAUAAAGUCUUUAAUAACUCAAACAUUAAUACUCUCACAUAUAAUAAAAUAAUUCAUACUCUUAAUGUUAUGCCCGAAACAGAUCUUAAAUCGACAUCUCAUCUUUUGCGUACUAUGAAAUAUUCACAUGGAAAGAAUAAAAACCAAAUUAUUUCUUCUUAUAUUCAAAAAAAGGCAUCUAAUUAUGUAUCUGACUCUCUUUACAAGCCUGAAAAAUCGAUACAUGCAUUAAGUCAUAAUAACUCAAACAGAAAAUUCAAAAAUUACAAGUCUAAGAACCAUGUAAUUUAUAAAAUUCGAAAACUUAAUAGUUCAGUUGCACAAUUUAAGCGCAAGCAUUGCCAACACAUAUCCCGAAUUCGUGUCAUGGCAAGACAUCCACCAGAGUUAAAAGAUGAUGAUAUAAAAACU